AUGUUAACUGCUAAUUCAUAUUUAACUGCAGUUGUAUUUGGAUCGAGUAUCCUUAGUAUAUUUAUAUACGCCCUUGAAAAUGAUCUUAAACAAAUUCAAUAUCAGGAUGCACUUUGUGUUGUUCGAACUUAUAUUGGUUAUGCUUCUUGUGCUCUACUCAAUUUUUCAUUUUUAUUACAAGCUCUGUACCGGUAUAUUAUUGUUGUCUACCCAAGUCGUCUGUUCUGGCAAUCAGCUCGAUGUCAAAUGUUAGCGAUUUGUUUAACAUGGAUAUUUAGUUUUGUAUGUCCUUUUGAAUUUCUCUUCAAUGGAGAAAUUAUUUACAAUUCUGACAAUCAAAUGUGUGUAUUACCUCUUCAACUUUCAUUCUCCGUUAUUUAUUACUUAAGUUGUGCCUAUGUAAUUCCCAUAGUAUUACUCAUGUUUAUUUACUUUAAAUUAGUUAAAUAUGUGAAAGGAAUGAGUAACCGUGUAACAUCAGUUAAUACUUUAUCACGUGCAAGAAGGGAAUUAAAGAUGGUUCGACGUUUAGUUAUAUUGGUAACAAUUGUCAUCGCAAUUUGUUUUCCAUAUACAAUAUUUACGUUGAUGUCAUUCUUCAAUCAUGCACCAAAAUAUCUCUUUCGAAUUGCUUUUAUGUUCGUCGGUACCUCGUUGUUAUCAGUAAUUAUUGUUUUAUUUCAAUUCACAGAUCCAUUAAAAGCGUCAGUAAUAACACGAAUAAAACCAAAACCAAAUAUAGUAGCAACAAUAAUUGUAUAA
This is a messenger RNA of Adineta steineri, 762 nucleotides long. Lineage: Eukaryota; Metazoa; Rotifera; Eurotatoria; Adinetida; Adinetidae. The record is from the annotation of a GenBank genome assembly.